AUGGCCCAUGCUUUCCAGGCACUCAAUUGUGCCUUUUCAAAAAAACACCGUGGAAUAGGAAGGGUGGUUGGUGCUCACAUGAUUGGAAUCACACUUUUGGUGGUUUCAGAAGUGUGGGGGCUGCAUGGAUCUAGUGGCUAUGACUUUACAUAA
Messenger RNA from Microbotryum saponariae, 153 nucleotides. The record is from the annotation of a GenBank genome assembly. Lineage: Eukaryota; Fungi; Basidiomycota; Microbotryomycetes; Microbotryales; Microbotryaceae.